Messenger RNA from Phytophthora nicotianae INRA-310, 528 nucleotides. RefSeq lists its product as hypothetical. The transcript has a single exon. The record is from RefSeq and is a predicted model, not a curated record. NCBI's taxonomy places the organism in Eukaryota, Oomycota, Peronosporomycetes, Peronosporales, Peronosporaceae. Bases 1 to 528 code for a protein of 175 amino acids.
AUGCGUCAGAGCUUUCUCCUGGUCGUGCUCGUCCUCGCCUUCGCAGCAGGCGUCCAAGGCCUUACUGGCAAUGAGAACGCUGCUUUGACCGACGACCUGAAGAGCACGAAUGAAAGGAGUAACAGGAACCUAAAGGGAAGCAGCACAACUACAGCGGAGGAAGAGGAGAGGGGAGUGACGGACAUGCUGAAGAAGGCAGUAUCACCAAUAGCCAAGAUUUUCGGAACGAAUACGGCCUCUAAGGUCAAGGGUUUGCAGGCUGAUGCACAAGUCGUCAAUAGUAUCAAGAGCGACCAGAAGCUCCAGAAACUUGGGAGUGCCAUCGCGAAGAACCCGGGCGCUCUCACGGAGAAGAAGGUUGGGAAAAUUGGCGAGUUUAUUGAGAAACUGAAGAAGAUUGAGUUCGUCGGAGACGUUAAGGGCAUGAGAAUCGCGUAUGGUAUUUUAUUCCUGGCAAUUUUCGGCAUCAUCGGCACUGGGUUUUAUAUUACUCGCAAUGUCGAGAAUAGUUAUAUUCGCUCGGGUUAA